Molecule: messenger RNA, 2591 nt
Organism: Maniola jurtina (meadow brown)
Lineage: Eukaryota; Metazoa; Arthropoda; Insecta; Lepidoptera; Nymphalidae
Gene: Hs2st
Product: heparin sulfate O-sulfotransferase
Exons: 5
Coding region: 160-1182 (340 amino acids)
Cellular component (GO): membrane
Molecular function (GO): heparan sulfate 2-sulfotransferase activity
Source: RefSeq, a predicted model, not a curated record
GAUCGGCUUUGUUGAUCUCAUUAGAAAAUAAUAUUUUCUAGUGUGGGUGUCCCAAGUAGUGGGAUUGUUUAUUAUAAUGUACUCGUAUUUAAAUUAUCUCAGUGCCAGUAUCAGUGUAGCGUAGGGCUGCGGUUCCGUGUAGCGUGUGUAAAGUGGAACAUGUUGAACGUGCACAGACUAUGGGUUCUAUCCAGCCUCUGUGUGAUUGUGACCGUCGUUCUAUAUUUCCAGUCAGAAAUAGCACGUAUGGAGGACAGCUACCGCAAAUUGGAGUUCAGAGUAGCACAGUCACACUCAACCUCCAGGCAAUUCUUCACAAGAGACCUACAGAAAGAUGAUGAUGACCUAGUAGUUAUUUACAACAGGGUACCCAAGACUGGGUCCACAAGUUUUGUAGGUGUAGCCUACGAUCUGUGUAAGAAGAAUCACUUUAAAGUACUCCAUAUCAACAUAACUGCCAACAUGCAUGUAAUGUCCCUCAAUAACCAGUAUAAGUUUGCUCAAAAUGUGACCAGAUGGCAGGAGGUGAAGCCAGCGCUGUAUCAUGGGCAUAUGGCAUUCCUUAAUUUUGAUAGAUUGGGUACUACAUCGAAGCCUAUUUUCAUUAACCUCAUAAGGAAACCCUUAGAUAGACUCGUAUCGUACUAUUACUUUUUACGAUACGGGGAUAAUUUCAGACCGCACCUCGUGAGAAAGAAACAUGGCGAUAAAAUGACAUUUGACGAGUGCGUGGAGCAGUCUCAGCCGGACUGCGACCCGGACAACAUGUGGUUGCAGGUGCCAUUCUUCUGUGGGCAUGCUGCAGAGUGCUGGAAACCCGGCAGCCCCUGGGCGUUACAGCAAGCAAAACACAACCUCGUAAACAACUACCUUCUAGUGGGAGUCACUGAAGAAAUGCUAGACUUCAUCUCCGUACUAGAGCAAGUUUUGCCCCGCUUCUUCAAAGGAGCCACCGAGCAUUACCUGAGCAGCAAUAAGUCCCAUCUGAGGCAAACCAGCUCGAAAAUAAACCCCUCACAACGAACCAUAGAGUCCAUACAGCAGUCAAAUGUAUGGAAAAUGGAGAAUGAACUCUAUGAGUUCGCAUUAGAACACUUUAAGUUUGUCAAAAGAAAAAUUUUGCUAAGAGAACCGAGUAGUGUAGCCCAAGUGUAUUUCUAUGAGAAGAUACGACCGAAAUGAGAUCUUAUUUACUAGCUAAUAUAGUUUAAUUUACUUUGUUCGAAUAGAAAUUUCAUAUCGAGAAACUUAAAAAAAAUGUAACUUAGGAAUAUCCAAGUAUUGUAUACACAUGUAUAUAUUUUUAAAAAUAUAUACAUAUGUAUAUAUUUUUGUUUUUUAACGUUUUUGUAUUCAAUACACGUCUGCCUUUCUCUAUUGUUUUUUAAAAGCUGCAAGUGCUUUUUAGUUGUCAUUCAAAAAACGACCUUAUCUUAUUUGAAUACAGUAAUGUACUUUGAAUACAAAAUUGUUACUGUUAUUACGAAUCAAUUGGAAUUGAAAGUCCAUAGAAAAACGGUUGCAGCAUUUUCAGUUCUGUUUUCGAUAAUCUAAAAAAGUCAAUUUACAGUGUUUUAUGCGUAUUGUGUAAAAGUCUUUACAGACAUCGAUAGAUGGCGUCACUAGUACAAUAAAACGCACUGUAGAGGCGCACGAAAUAUUUUUUAACUGAAAUUGCGAAUGCGUCGAACUGAAAUUACUAUUCGACCAAAAUAUAGUAUAUUGUACAGUAACUGUAUGUAGUAUUUGUAUGUGGUAGCGAAACAUUCCAUUUAUUUUAUAAGUUACACAUAGUAAUGGUUAUCUUUACGUUAUUUAUUUAUAUAAGGUGUUACUCAGUUGUGUAGGUUUACAAUAUAAACGUAGGGCCAUGGCUUUAUUUCAACAGCGAUGCAACUGCCACAACAUCGUUACAUCACAUAGGCGUUGGCUGACACUGACACUUUUCUGGUAUUGGCUAAAAUUGCCAAUAAUUAAAUAUGGGACAUUAAAUUAUUGGCCAUUUUAGCCCCCCCCCCCCCCUAACCCCCCCCCCCCCCUCUCCCUAAAAUAUAAAGAUCGUUGUCAAAGCCUUGGCCCCGGGGAAAUCUCUUAUGAAAAGACCAAACAAGUGUUUGUCGUUGUGAAUUAAUUAUAUUUGCGGUUAAAUUAUUAUCACUAAAAGACAUCUUUAUGGGUUGAAUAUAAGGUUAUCGGGAAAUAAAGCUGGUAAUCUCUUACGUUAUGAAAUCUAAAGAAAGGUGGCUUACCUUUCUUUAGAUAGCCGCACUUUGGAUGCGUUGUCAAAUUCGUGAGGCUAGACUUGUGCUGUGACUGUUGCAGUGCCGAGCAGCCUUUCAAAUUCAAAUACAAAAUAUUUUUAUUCAAUUAGACUUUUACAAGUUCUUUUGAAUCGUCAAAAGCAUCUACCACUGGUUCGGAAUGCCUUUCCUACCGAGAAGAACCAGCAAGAAACUCGGCGGUUGCUCUUUUCAAAGAUUUGAUACACAAUAUAAUGCCAUGUAAAUAUAAAAGCAAUCGAGUUCCCGCGCAUUGCUGGAGCAAGCUGCAGGUCAAAUGCUUGCUCUUGAAAUUCCGUGGGAACUCUUUGA